AUGAUAAUGAAUACAAAUACUAAUAGAAUAUUCGAACAUCUAAAUAUAUUUUCUAUUGAUUAUUAUAAAAAACAACAACAUCAACAGCACUAUAAUGAGAUUGAUAUAAAUAUAACAUCAGAUCAACACGACAAAAUUUUUCAAUCAAAUAUUAAAGACGAAAAAGACGAUUCUUAUGUUGAUAAUCAUUUAAUAAUUUCAUCUAAUUCAACAGAUAAUAAUGAACAACCAUUAUUAAUUGUUCUUGAUGAAGAUGAUACAAAUAGUGAUGAUGAAAAUGAACAAUUCAAUAUAAUAACAACUAAUAUUAAUUCACAAGAUAAUUUAUCUAAUAAUCAAGAACAUGAAAUAAAUCUUUCAAAUAAAAAAACAUCUACAGGUAAACAAAUUUUAAACAAACCAAAAUCUUCACUUAAUUUAAUUUCACAUUCACUAAAUAAUUCAAAACUUUUUCGUUCUACUCGAAAAUCUCAUUUAUAUCCAUUAUUAAAUAAUCGUCAUCGUCAAAUAUCGAAUAAAUUUUUUCAAACAUUUUUAAUUGAUACUAAUUUUAUGCGACAAACGCAUUCACAACAAAAUCGAAAUCGAUUAAUAACACGACGUAAUAAAUAUUCAAAUAAAUAUUUAUCAUCUUCAAUUAUGUCAAAUAAUAAUAAUAUAAAUUCAAAAAAUCUUUUAAUUAAUGAAAAUUCUAAUAAUUUAUCAUCUAAUGAUUCAAUAUUAUCAAAUAUUUCAUUUGAUAAUAUAUCAAAUAUAUUAACUAUAUCACGUAUGGGUUCAAUAUUUUAUUGUCUAGAAGAUUUAUAUAUGAAUAUAUAUUCAUCAUUAUGUACAUUAGAUGAAUUUAUUAAUUUAUUAACAAAAUCUGAUUUUAUUAUAAUUAAACAAGUAACAUUAUCAGAAAAAAUAUCUAUUGAAAAACAAAUACCAUUAUUAAAAAAAUUUAAUGAUAAUCGUUAUCGUCUUAUAUCAAUAAAUUCAUCAGAUUAUUUACUUAAAUUAAAACAACUAUUAUUAACAUCUAAUAAUCGAAAUGAAAAUGAAAGUCAACAACGUGAAAAAUAUAUCAAUCAAAUAAUUGAUGAAAUGCGUAGCUAUAGACAAACACCAACACCUGUUCUAUUAAAGGACAAAGUUUCACAUUCACCAAUGGCUACGAAACGUCUCUCAUCGGAUGAUGAUGAUGAUGAAGACGAUGAUGACGAAGAACAUAAUGAAGAACCUCGAAAACGUUUGAAAAUUGUUACAAAAAAACCUAAAUCAAAUGAAACACCACCAUUAGCACCAACACAAUUUGGAAUAUUUAUACAAUGUAAUGGUCCAGUUAGUUGUAAUAUAUUUUCAACAAAUGAAACUGUUUCAUCAACAACAACAACAACAGCAGCAGCACCACCAGCUAGUGCCGAAACAAUGGCAGCAGCAGCAGCAACAACAGCGACAACAACAUCAACAUCAACAGUUACAACAACUGAAUCUGAAAUCAUAUCAAAAUCUACGAUUAUAAAAAAACAAAAUGAAAAUACACAUAUGUAUUUUGAUAAAAUUCAUCAACAAUAUCAAAAUAUAUCAAGAUUGAAUUUAACUAAUGAACAAUCUAUUCAAAAAUCAACAAAUUUAAAUCGAAUAAGUUCACAAAAUUUUGCAGAUGAUACUCAUCUAAAUAAAUCAUGUUCAUCAUCAUCCGUAAUGAAUAUGCCAAUAAAACGACGUAUACUUAAUUCAUAUAGUAACGAUAUUCAUGAUUCUUCAAAUACAACAAAAGUUCAUAUAUCAACAUUAUCAAAAACUAAUUCACGUUGUUUAUAUCGUUCAAAAUCAUUUACUUAUAUUAAACAAUUAAAUAAAAAUUUAUUACGUCGUUCAUCUAGUUUAUCAUUAAUAACAUGUUAUAGAAAAGAAAAUUUUUCAAUAAUGAAAAAAUAUUUAACAAUAGAUAAUAAAACAAAAUUAAAUAUUAAAUCAACAACAGAACCAAUCGAUUUAACUGAUGAAAGUUUUUCAAUGCCAAUGAUUGUUAAUGUUGAAGAAAAUGUUGCACUUGCUAAUCAACGAAAUAAAAUAAAAAAUAAAAAAUCAACAUUAACAAAUAAACAAAAUUUAUCAUCAAAUAUUCCUACUAUAUCAGAUUCAGAAUCACGUGUACCUCCUACUAUUAUAUCACGUUCUAUACCACAUAUACCUAAUCCUUCGAUAUUAACUAAACCAACACCUAUUCAUCAUCCAAUUCCAUCAUCAUCUUCUUAUCGUACAUCACCAUAUGGUGUUUAUCAUCCAGAUUCAUAUACAUAUCGUGAUCCAUCAUCAACACCUAUUUCACAUUCAUAUUAUCAUUCACCAAUAAAUUUAAAUAAUGGAAAUAUUUAUUCAUAUCCAUUUUCUUCUUCAAUACAAUAUCCAACAGUAAAAAAAUCUAAAGAAUUAUCUAUGACAAAUUCUUAUGAUAAUCAUUUAAAUUCAGUUACAUUACCAUCAUCAUCAUUAUCAACAAAUAAUAAUCAUAAUUUACCACCAUCUGUUGUUAUGCCUAUUGUUCGAAAACCAAAUUAUUAUCAUCAAUUAACACCUGAACAACAAGCAUCAAUUAAAAUGCAAACAUCACCACCAUCAUCAUCAUCAUCAGUACCAUGUCGUUUACCUUGUUGUUUUCAAUCAUCAUCAAAUUUACAAUCACAACAUUCAACAGAUAAAUUAACAUCAAAUGAAAGAUUUAUCUAUCGACAAUAUACAGUUCCAACAUCGAUACCACAAACAUUAAAACGUGAUCCAUCACAAACACCAGAUAUUCAAAAUUCAUCAAUAUCUAUGAAUAGAAAACAACGUCGUAUUGAUUCUAUACCAACAACAAUGUCAACAACACCAUAUACAUCUUAUCCAUCACCAAAAUCAUAUUUUGUUCCACCAGCACCACCACAAUCUUCCGCAUUUUCAUCAUCAUCAUCAUCACAUUGGCCAUCAACAUCUCCUUCAACAACAAAUCCUUCUAUGCGUUAUCCAUAUCCACCACCACCGCCACCACCACCAUCAACAACACCAAUGAAUGGAAUGGCAGUACGUAAAACUGAACCUUAUCUUCAACCACGUCGUCCAACACCAGUACAAUCACGAGCACCAUCAACAACACCUAUUGUUGCACAAAAUUCUUCAAUAUUAAUAAGUCCACCAAAUACACCACAUGAAUUACCAUUACCUAAUAUUCGUGCACGUAGUAUUGAUUUACAACGUGCUAUUGCUGAACGUGGUUAUUGUGAUAUGGAUAAAUUACCUAAACUUGUUGUACGACAUACAAAAAUUUAUACAAAUAAAACAAUUGAUACAAUGGGACAAUUAUUUCCAACAUGGUUUAAUGAACCUGAUUAUCGUUGUAUACAUUGUUUUCGUUGUGAUCAAGUAUUUACACCACAACAAUUUAUGACACAUGUUGAUGAUGAACAUAUGCAAAGUGAACAACCAUUAAAUAUGACAUCAAUACAAUUAUUAACAUCAGAAAAAAUGUCUGAAUAUAAAGUUGGAUUAUGGAAUCAAUUUUGUACAAAUCUUACUACCUAUGCAAGAGAUGGUCGGAUCGGUGGUUUUCAACGAACAGAAACAUAUAAAUAA
Rotaria sp. Silwood1 is the source of this 3597-nucleotide messenger RNA. Lineage: Eukaryota; Metazoa; Rotifera; Eurotatoria; Philodinida; Philodinidae. The record is from the annotation of a GenBank genome assembly.